This is a messenger RNA of Mycena citricolor, 1101 nucleotides long. The record is from the annotation of a GenBank genome assembly. Lineage: Eukaryota; Fungi; Basidiomycota; Agaricomycetes; Agaricales; Mycenaceae.
GGCAACUGUCCUCCUCCGCCCCACACGUUCUCGGGCUUGACCAAUCUCUCCUGAAUACUCCAUGCAAGUCUUGCAGCCGCCAUGAGGAGCAUGCACGUGCAUGGUCAAAAAGCAGUGGUCCGACAACGUCAGAUGUGGCGCGACCGGCUGUUUCGUCCAAUUGCAAGUAUGAGGAUCGGAGUUUCCGCCGAUGACAACGAAAGUCGGACCCGAAGUUGUUUGAGAACAAGGAUGAGGACAGUGAAGACAUUCGAUAGCAGCACUCGAAUGAACCUCUGCUUUCUUUCGUGCAGCACAUCGUACGUGUUUCACGCUGCAGUUGUUGCCCAACCGAGCAGGCAUUUGGGCGCACUUGAAGUCGAAUCCAUCCACCCUGAGCUGGGCAGAAGACGUAGCGCGUGGUGACGUUCCAUCGCAGGCUGAAGCUGGUCGAACACAAGUCGACAUGCGCUGUGAACGGGCGAUAUAUGCCCUCCACGACCAAAGCAGUCCAUCCCCACUCGAAGAAAGUCGAAAGUGAUUUGGAUUCCAGCAUGACGUUCUCUCCUAAUUCACUCGGAGGCCCGAAAACGCAGGCUCUGUCCCUCAUGCCCCCGAGCAGGCACGUUCAGCUACCCACUGAAACACACAAGGACGCGCCCAGACAGGUAUAGCGCAACCCAUCUCGAGCGACGAGCGCAGCGCCUCCAUCCAUCCAGGUCCCCUACGAGCGUUCGGCCGAUCCGCGUGGCAAGCUCGGCGCUGGAUUUCGCACACCGACCGAGGACAGCCGGAACGGGACUCCAUCAGCGGAGAGCCGGGUCAAGGGAGUGUCCAAGGAGUCGGAGGGUCUUCUGUGGGAAGACACGAUGGACGUGAAGACGCAGACGCAAGCGAGUUCUUCUCGAUGCAUGUCGAAUCUCAUCGCGCUCAGAUGGCGAACGAGAGCAGCAAUGGAGGCGUUGUCGAGUGCCAAAAGCUUGCGGCGGAGGCACACGAAAGGCCAGCAAACGAUACAAGCCCAGGGCUACGGAAGGACAUCCUUGGAUGCUCCUGGCAGUUGAUGAUGGUUGAGGUCAAGUUCGAGUCGUUGAGGCUGCAUCACGUGCGAACUCUCCGCUG